Messenger RNA from Pogona vitticeps (central bearded dragon), 1630 nucleotides. The record is from RefSeq and is a predicted model, not a curated record. NCBI's taxonomy places the organism in Eukaryota, Metazoa, Chordata, Lepidosauria, Squamata, Agamidae.
GAAUGCAUUAUUGAUGAAGAUUGUGAGACUGGAAAAUACUGUGAGUUCUCUGGACUGGAGUACAAGUGUCAUGUGUGCAAAACUCAACACACACGUUGUUCUCGAGAUGUGGAAUGUUGCGGACACCAGCUAUGUGUCUGGGGCGAGUGCAUAAAAACUGCCUCUAAAGGAGAAAAUGGAACCAUCUGUGAAAACCAGCAUGACUGCAGUCCAGGAUUGUGCUGUGCUUUUUCAAAAGAUCUUCUGUUUCCUGUGUGCACCCCAUUAGCAGGCGAGAGAGAACCUUGCCACGAUCCUUCCAACAGGCUUCUCAAUCUCAUUACAUGGGAACUGGAGCCUGAUGGAGCCCUGGAUCGCUGCCCCUGUGCUCAUGGAUUGAGCUGUCAAAUGCAAAGUUCCAGCAGCGAUUCUCGCUGUGUACUCCCAUUUAAUAAGACCCAAUCUGAUGAGAAGAACCCUUCAAUAAUGGAUGAAAUAGCACUUCUGGAUUUCGUAACACAAGAUAUUCCUGGUGACUAUGAAGACAGGCUGGUCAAAGAAGUGCAAAAAGAUCUGGAGGAAGAAACAGCUGACUCAAGGGAGCUGGAAGACCUGGCCGCUGACCUGCUUUGGGGAGAUGAAAUCUAAGUGAAUGAAACAAAUCAGUGGAUUGUUCACACAUUUUUAGCAAUUGACAGGUGUAUUGUUUGAUGUCCCUGCACAAAAUGAGCCGCCCAGAGACCUUUGCGUAGAGUGGGCGGCAUAUAAGUUGAAUGAAUGAAUGAAUAAAAUAAACACAUGCAUCUACAUACACCUACCUUCUCUUUCUGCUGCAUAGAAGUGCAAUAAUCAAGAAUAUAUUUUACAUAGUUAAUAGCCCUCUGCCCUGCCUGACAAGCUAUUUUCUUUUCUAAAGCUCAACCCAAAUUCUGCUUUACCAAAUACGACCAGUGGCUUUCUGUACGGACAAAUUCUUAAAAUUUAAAAACAAAGCGUGUUUUGAGCUUGUUAAUCAGUACAUUAAUUUAAGUCUAUUUAAGAUUAUUGGUGGUUGUUUGAGCACUCUGUUUUCUGUAUAUAUUGUUUGUUCUUUUAAAAAAAUUAUCAGAGGAAGAACUGGUGUUUCAACUGGAUGCUGUUUUCUUUUUUAUUCCCUUCUCUUAAAAAUAUAAUCAGUGAAAUUGCAAUAAAUACUGUGCUUGGGUUUUUGCUGUUGUUUUUAAAAACAAUUACAAGGCAGCAAGCUCUCAGAUGAAGUAGAAUGGACAAUUGCUUGAAUAUUUCUGCUCUUUGAAAAUCCAGGUUGAAAGGCACCAUUGACUUUAGCAAGAGCAAAAACAAGUACUUCCGAGGGUCGUUUCCAGUGGGAAAGGGUGGUUAGCAGCCAGUCCUUUGGGUAGCUGCAUUUUCUGUCCCAGGAUGUGUAUCUUGCAUGUGCCAAUCUGUAAAUGAGCACAGUAAAGCCACAAGGUUGGAGUUACAUAGGUACAGCCUGUUGCCUUUCCAAGAAAUAUUGCAUUUAUUACUAAUAGAGCUAUGAAUAUAAAUGAUUGACUCAGUAAAAUUAUUUUUAAAAUAAGGUAGUGCUUUUGAAAAGAUGCAGCCUGCUCUAAAUUUCCUGUCAAGAAUAAAAAACUGUCAGUUAAAUCUA